Molecule: messenger RNA, 5322 nt
Organism: Heterobilharzia americana
Lineage: Eukaryota; Metazoa; Platyhelminthes; Trematoda; Strigeidida; Schistosomatidae
Source: the annotation of a GenBank genome assembly
CUGAAACUUAACUGUGAAAAGUGGAAGGAUGAAAGUUUUAGACUUGGCGGGUGAAUUAACAACACAGUCUAAGCGGCAUCGUAUCGUUUGUCAGUUAUCGCUUAUUAUUAAGUGUAAGCACAUCUUUUGUACUUGCUUAGUCGUCGGCUGACGUUUUUCUUCCUUUUCCCACUUCCAGAUUCUCAUCAAUAAACUCACACCCCCUGCAACAACGUGCGAACCUACGUACAGCUGGUCGUUACAACUAUCUGUCGUGACGAGAGCUUGUCCUUUCUUCAUUGUCGUUGUUUCAAGUGAUGAGCCUGUCUUCAAAGUUAUACUGUCUGCGCUGCCUCACCGGCCCGAUUGGUUUUGCACCCAUUUCCAGAUCUUCCUUAGGCUUAUUGCGACCAGCACUUAUUAUUCGUUCAACCAAAGCAGCCAAAGGUAGCACCAGCGGACAAGUUCGUAAGCAAGCUGAAAAGGAGAUGCAAUCUUUCUGGGAAAAGAAUAUUUCUGCUGAGCGACCAUGGUCCCCCCACCUUCAAGUUUACUCAGCGCCAUUGGUUAUGAGAUUCUCAUUUCUCCAUCGAGCGACUGGUAUUGCCAUGUCUGUUGUUUGGUCGUCUGUGGGGAUCGCUGCUUUCUUUUUCACUGGCCACUAUGGUGCCGUGCUUGAUUACAUUAAGAACAUGCAUCUGGGUACUGCCGUCACAACUGCAUGCAAAUUCCUCUUGUGCUACCCGUUGGUGUAUCACUAUUUAAAUGGAAUGCGACAUUUGGCUUGGGAUUAUGCCAUAGGCUUCCCGAUCAAAACGUGCAACACAACUGGGUUCAUUGCACUAGGAUUAUCCUUAGUUAUUUCUGCAGUUUUGGCAUGCAUUCGAUUAUAGUAUUACCCAGGGAAUUAUUUUUGGAGCAGAAUAGUACCAAUAUUUAAGAUGUUUGUUUUGUGGUUUUAAUGAUUAUAUGUAGUCAAAACAAUACCUAGUUCGUAAAUGAUUUUCACCACUUAUAUUUGUGUUAUUUUUGCCAAAUACAUAAAUACCUCUAAACUAAAGAUUCGAAAGAUUACUCGUUACAGUAAGUGCGUGUUGAAUGACAUACAUAUCGUGGUAGAACUAUUUCGAUGAUUUUUGGGAGGAUUAUAAAACUGAACUGAUAUGAGGACUACCGAGGUAUAUUGAACCUCUUGUAAGUCUUGUUGUUUUUCUUUUUCAACACAGUAUAAACCUUCUGAAUUGGGGUAUGUAUAGUCAAGUCCUUAAUAGGUUCUCAUAAAGAUGCGAAGUUUUAUGGUUUCAGAAUAUAUUUGCGUAAGUCUUCACUACCACUUAACAUCUGAUAAUUUCAAAGGUCCUAUAACAAUUUACAAUGGUUCAUUUUACGUGGGAAAAUAGUGCUGUGCUUUAAACAACACCGGCGUUUUUGAACACAGUCACUUUUUGUUCGAGUCAUGCUGUAUUGCUAUCCUUCAAAAUCGCAAAGCCUGUGUGCACUGCUUCCAAACUUCGCUUAGGAAACUCAUUGGUCUACUAGGUGGUUGGCUCCAACCUUUCAGUUCUCAUCAAACAGAGAUGCUGAUUAGUAUUUCACCUAUGAGUUAUUUGAACUGAUGGAGAAUAUUUGUAGCUCAGGUGAAUGGUCUUGAUUGUACGCAUUACUCUGCGAGAGCAUUUUAAGAAGAAAAGCGUAGUCCACCCUUUCAUACCCUCUUGUUCGGUUGUCAGAAACUAAAUGUUUGUAGCGACCAGUAAAGACUAAUUAUAAAAUAAAGAAUUCUGGGAGUUGAAUUGCGGAUCGGUAUUACCAUUCGUAUUUACAGAUAAAUCUUUUGGUAUAUGGCUUCUUAUACAAAACCGCUCUUACCUAGUUGUAAUGUUUCUAAAGCAGUAGUAUUUUGUUUGUUUUUGACGAACUUUACAAACUGAAAUAAUCUUGCGAUCAAAUGUACCAUCUACCAAUAUAAUUCUUGUUUGGAUAAUGAAGAGGAAUGCAGUGUUAAGUAAAUAUUACUUUUUAAAAAAUCACUUAGUUCAGUUAAUUACAAAUGAUGUUACGGUAUGCAACAUUUUGUGUCAUUUACAGUUAGUUCAAAAUGGAAAUAAUGCUCUGUUAUUACGCUAAAUCCUUUUUUUUUGCAGCAUAUAUAAAUUUGUUGCAUUUGUUUCCAUUUUGUCAGUACCGUGCAAAGUAUAAGCUGGUGAUGGUCAGAAUACUGAAUAACAGAAACAGGUUCGUUUGUAGUGACACAUUGGACGAGGUAUUGGCGACUGUGUUUUGCGAACCUAGGAAAAUAAAUCAAAAGGUUAUGUCGUGUUAUUAAAUUAGACUAAGAAGAAAAACCCGUUAUCAACCAGUCAGCUGUUGAUUACAAAGAACUGGACGUACAUUUUACUCCAUUCUAGAAGUAUUUGGGAAUAAAUGCCAUUAGUUUCUCCGGAGAUGAAGCUGAAGUUAAGGAAUUUCUGGAAAGCGUCACACUAGACGUUUCCAAACUUGGAUUUCUUUUCCAUCUUAGCGACUUGUGUCAAAAUUAAAGACAGUCGCCCUGAAUGAAGGUGAGCGGAAGUACAAAACCGUUUAAAAAUGAACCUACGGCUAGUUACUAAGUGUGAAUAAAAGUGUGCAGACGUUUAUAGAGGCACUGGUUUUGCAGCGUGGCAGCCCCUGUUCAGAAGGGGUGACAUUUCUACCUACCGUCGUGAGAAUAAUAAGUCCGGUUUUGGUAUUUUGCAAACUUCGUAUCUGUAGAAAAAAGAAAACUGAAUUUGUUUUGACUAACAAAGGUCAUAUUGGCUAUUCAAAAUUUGGUAAUUGUAAUUAUUAAUGCGACCUCUAAAGUUAUCAUUUCGGAAGUGUUUGUUCCCAACUAACAUUUUCGGUAAUUUUUAUCUAAUUUUACUAUCAAGUAUGAUCUGGAAACACAGUAUCCAUCUUUUUUAUUUGUACAUUUAUCAAUUUUACUUAGUGUUUCUAACCCGAUUGUAUUUUGGCUCCCCGUACAACAUGCUCUGACAAGUAAAUAUUUGAUGGGACUGCUCAAAAUGUAUUACUCAAAUCUAUCAUUUCCCCAUUGUUAUUCGGUUUACACUGAGGUAGACAACAAACCUUGAGGUAGUCAAGAAAGCAUAUAUCAUUAGACUGUGAAGUCGCUUACUGUCUAUUUGAACCGCGUAGGCAUCAUUCUGAGUGCUAGAAAUCAGUUACUGGUAGUGACAUCACCGAGAGCAGACCGUCCUGUGAAUCAUUUCAUUUUCUCACCUUCACAUUUCGAACAUACCCCAUUUUUGCAAAUACGUCAGCUGCUCAUAAUUUCACUUGAACUGUGAAGUAUUUUAUUAUUGUUGUUUGGUCAUGAAUAUUUUUUGCAGACCUGGUUAUAUCGACAUUCUUAAGACCUGAUAUAAUUCUUCUAUAGACUCAACGUUUUGCAAACCAUUUAUGCGUAUUCAAACUGUUGAUUCUGUUGUGUGAAUUCAUCUUGAUUGUGAGAGUUGUAUAAUUUGCACAGGGUAUGCCUGGUGAGAACAGUUAGUGAAACACAGUUAUCAACAUAUUCUUCCACUUUGAACUACUAUUGAAUCCAUUAUCCCAAGUAUUCCUUACUAGAUAGUUUUCGAAGAAUCCCACGGAAAUUAGUCUCCUUUCGGCGUUGGGAUUAAAUUAUAGUCCUUGAUCUUUUUGUAAGCAUCACAUUUUGCUGGCAAUAGUGUCAACAUACUGACUAACAUAAUCAGCGGAAGACCUCGCACACAGGUACAUCGGUUCAGGUUGCCUUUCUUUAUUCGGAUGUUGAAAGCUCCUACAUGAAAUCGAUGGCGGGGUCUUUGGAAAUUAGGAACAAGGUUUCUAUGGCUGGGGUCGUUCCCAAAGGUCGCAGAGUGAGAGGUUGGGAAAGUGUAAGAAACCUAAUAUUAGUAUCACGAGGUAAAGGCAAAGGAGGAGACAGAGUUGAGGCGGAUAGGUUAUGUUUGAUUGGGUGUUGUGUACUACUGGAAGCAUGCUGGCGGUUAACACUUUCCGACUGCUCACACGAAGGUGCCUGAAAGAGGAAAGGACUUUUGUGACCGCAGAGCCCAUGGGACAUUUGCUUGGAACUUGUUACACAUAGCGUUUUGUGAGUUGUUGUUUGGGGAUUGGUUGUUUUGACGCUAGAUAGAGAAAACAUACUGGGAAACCGUGGGGCAGGGCGGGAUGGGGUAUUUUUGGGGCCAACCUUACUUAACUCCCUUCUUUCAGUACGGAAGGGAAAGUCAGCGUGGCACUACUGGUCAUCCAAGACAGACCUUACUGCUGUCACACCCCAUCCUGCUAGCAGCAGUAUGACGUCCUCAGACCCCCACAUAGUAUAGUAACUUACGCUACAACGGCAACUGCUUUUCUUAUCACUAUCCAGCAGACAUUUCUGACAUGGUAGGACCUCGAGGGAAUAGGCGUUCCAGCCAGUGUAGCUCUCUGGGCCAUUGUGAUAUACAAUUCAGAUCACCACGUCAAGGUAGCAGCUAUCGACUGGCUGUCAGCAUAACUGGAAUUCAUUUGAAUUUCUAUAUUUUGUAAUUAAAGUUCAACAAAUGACAUGGCUUGAAGAACAUCAUUGAUAAGCAGCAAUAGUGUUUUAAUAUUAUGGCUUGUAAUUCUUCGUUAUCGAUUGGGCCGAAUUGAUCGGCGUCCUGGAUUCCACUGCUUACUGCUAUUCAUCAUUACCACCAAAAACGUUUUUUUUAAACUUUAUUUUUUGGUCUAAACAUAUCCGAUCAUUCAAUUAUAAUGAAUUCUUCCGUCUUUCAGGUUAGUUACCUAUUUUUUCCUGUUGUCCAAUAAUCCUAUCAUGGUUCAUGCGUGCUUUUAUUAUAUAGUAAGAUGACUGAGGAAAUCCAGUACUAGUGGUUUCAAAGUCUUCUCAACAACAAAGUUCCCUUUAGUACAAGUAACGGGACUUUCGCUCUUACUUUAUUUUAUAUUGUUUCUGUACAGAAAGUAAUAUAUGUCAGGUCUCUUUUGUGCGCUGUCAUUUGUUGGAUAGUACAGUAGUUGGCGUUCUUUAACAUUCGAAUUACGUUCAGUUCGUGAUAAUUCUAAAAAAUAUAGUCUUUUUGAAGAAUAUAUUCAUUUUAUAUGUAAUGCAAACCUAACAUUUUCAAUGAUAGAUGCACCUAUACAUUACGUGUAACCAGUGAUUGUCUACUUUAAUUUAUAAUUUUAUCGAGUGUUCUACCAACUGGGGUUAAAAACUUGAAAUGUUAAUUCUCCAAAUAAACUUAUCUUAUUAGUCCAGAAGUCAAUUAUUGUGUGAAUUUAGUUUUUCAAUCACCUGUCAACAACUCAUUGGCUGGGUGAAAA